Messenger RNA from Coccidioides immitis RS, 405 nucleotides. RefSeq lists its product as uncharacterized. The record is from RefSeq and is a predicted model, not a curated record. The transcript is spliced from 2 exons. NCBI's taxonomy places the organism in Eukaryota, Fungi, Ascomycota, Eurotiomycetes, Onygenales, Onygenaceae. The coding region runs from base 1 to 405 and encodes 134 amino acids.
AUGUCCCAACGCAAUACUGUUUACGCGACCGAUUCUCUCCAAACAGACAUCCUGGGCACGGGCCUAUCUGGGGUGCAUAUAACCAUAAUCCGGCGGCCGCUAUUCUCUCAUGGCGCCAUAAAAGAACUCCAACUUUCGGCUAGAGGAACCGUCACUCCACUACUGCCGCUCCACAGCUAUUGCGAAAAAGGUAUCAAAGUUCGACAAGCAGCCCCCGCCGCUUCGGCGCAAUGCCCCGAGCUGAAAGCGCAAGGCUAUAACGGCGCAGAGGCGAUAGACACCAAUAUGCAAUCAAUCUCUGACGCAGGCCAAAUAGUAACACCGGCACAUAUUGCCGUCGUUGUCACGUCCCGGAUUUUACGACUCGACGUGCAUUCCCCAGACCCUGCAACCAAAGUAUCAUGA